Puma concolor (puma) is the source of this 1586-nucleotide messenger RNA. RefSeq names its product NFS1 cysteine desulfurase (gene NFS1). Gene Ontology annotation, cellular component: nucleus; mitochondrion; cytosol. Gene Ontology annotation, biological process: [2Fe-2S] cluster assembly. Gene Ontology annotation, molecular function: pyridoxal phosphate binding; cysteine desulfurase activity. The record is from RefSeq and is a predicted model, not a curated record. Lineage: Eukaryota; Metazoa; Chordata; Mammalia; Carnivora; Felidae.
AUGCUGCUGCGAACCGCUUGGAGGCGGGCGGCCGCGGCUGUGCGGGCCGCUCCGGGACCCAGGUCCGAGGCGCCCGCUCGGGGGCUGCGCCUGCGCGUUGUAGAUAAUGCCCCCCAGUCCGCUGUUCCCUCAGAUACAGCCACUGCUCCGGAGGUGGAGUCAGUGCUGCGACCUCUGUAUAUGGACGUCCAAGCUACAACUCCUCUGGACCCUCGGGUGUUGGAUGCCAUGCUCCCUUACCUGGUCAACUACUAUGGAAACCCACACUCCCGGACACAUGCUUAUGGCUGGGAGAGUGAGGCAGCCAUGGAACGUGCUCGCCAGCAAGUAGCAUCUCUGAUUGGGGCUGAUCCUCGUGAGAUCAUUUUCACCAGUGGCGCUACUGAAUCUAACAACAUAGCAGUUAAGGGGGUGGCCAGGUUCUAUAGGUCACGGAAAAAACACUUGAUCACCACUCAGACAGAGCACAAAUGUGUCUUGGACUCCUGCCGUUCACUGGAAGCUGAGGGCUUUCAGGUCACAUACCUCCCGGUGAAGAAGAGUGGGAUCAUCGACCUGAAGGAACUAGAGGCUGCCAUCCAGCCAGAUACCAGCCUGGUCUCAGUCAUGACUGUGAACAAUGAGAUUGGAGUGAAGCAGCCCAUUGCAGAAAUAGGACAGAUUUGCAGUUCCAGAAGGGUAUAUUUCCAUACCGAUGCAGCCCAGGCUGUUGGAAAAAUCCCACUUGACGUCAAUGACAUGAAAAUUGAUCUCAUGAGCAUCAGUGGUCAUAAAAUCUAUGGUCCCAAAGGGGUUGGUGCCAUCUACAUUCGCCGCCGACCCCGUGUACGUGUGGAGGCCCUGCAGAGUGGAGGGGGGCAGGAGCGGGGUAUGCGGUCUGGGACAGUGCCCACACCCUUGGUGGUGGGGCUGGGGGCCGCGUGUGAGGUGGCACAGCAAGAGAUGGAGUAUGACCAUAAGUGGAUCUCAAAGUUAGCAGAGCGACUGACAAAGAAAAUAAUGAAUAGCCUUCCCGAUGUGGUGAUGAAUGGGGACCCUGAGCACCAUUACCCAGGCUGUAUCAACCUCUCCUUUGCAUAUGUGGAAGGGGAGAGUCUGCUGAUGGCACUCAAGGAUGUUGCCUUAUCCUCGGGGAGUGCCUGCACAUCUGCAUCCCUGGAGCCCUCUUAUGUCCUUCGAGCAAUUGGCACUGAUGAGGAUUUAGCUCACUCUUCUAUCAGGUUUGGCAUUGGCCGUUUCACUACAGAGGAGGAAGUAGACUAUACAGUGGAAAAGUGCAUUCACCAUGUGAAGCGUCUUCGAGAAAUGAGCCCUCUCUGGGAGAUGGUACAGGAUGGCAUUGACCUCAAGAGCAUCAAGUGGACACAACACUAGAAGAGUAGGCCUCUGACUUUGUGCUGACCUGGCUUCUGCCUCAUCAACCCAUGCUAACCUGGGUAUCUUGUUACACCCAGUGGACGCUUCAUGUUCAAACCACAAUUGGUGUAGCCCAGUUGACUUCAGCAUUUGUCCACCUCCAAGAUAGAAACAACAAGAAAACUAUCUUUCCUGAGCCUCAGCUCCUUUGUUGGAGAACACUCAACAUU